This is a messenger RNA of Closterium sp. Naga37s-1, 873 nucleotides long. The record is from the annotation of a GenBank genome assembly. NCBI's taxonomy places the organism in Eukaryota, Viridiplantae, Streptophyta, Zygnematophyceae, Desmidiales, Closteriaceae.
AUGGUGGACGCUCAGGCGAAUCCCAUCCACGCGGGUAGGGGCGACGGGGAGGAGGGAAACGGAAGGCAGUCUGUGGGACGGUUGGCACGAGGGGAUGCUGACGUCGGGGUUGCUGCCAAGGGGGUAGCGCCGGCGGAGCAGGGUCUUCAACAAGCGGCUGGGGAGGCGUCUGAGCAACAGGAAGGGCAGCCGGCGCAAGGGGUUCCGGCUCGGGUGGCGUGGACACGGGCGGCGGCGGCUGCUGCGGCGCUUGAACCCCCUCCGCCGCCAGUUGUGGCGGUGUUGGCGGAUGAGAACUCGGCGCGGACGCCAACGACUGGGCCAACGGCUGCGGGGCCGGCUCUGAUGCCGAGGACAGCUGCUGCUGCGACGUCGAAGACUGCGACAUCGGUGGCGGAAGCUGCAGGGGCUGGGACUGCGCCACUUGGGGCUGAGCGGACGGACCAAGCGGGCGGUAAGCCUGAGGUCCUUGCGGGCGCUGGGGACGAGGCGGCCGACGACGGCGAAAGUUCUGCCCGCGAGGUCGCAGUUGGGGAGGUGCCCGGCCACGGGAGAACCGGAACAUCGGCUGGCGGGGGGCCGGCGAGGGAGGAGGAGGCUGCGAAACACCGCCACCUACUCCGGCCGCAACCACAUCCGCGGCGGCUCGGAGCAGGGCUGGGACCUGCCCGCCCUGGGCCCCUUGCGGGGUGGGAGGAGCAAGUGGACUCGGCGGACGCUCCGGCACCUGGUGUGGGCGUCGCUUGCCCGUCAUCGAAUGUGCCUGCGGACACGGCGGAAGGGACACACGAGGCGGAGGCUGUUAUGGCGGUGGUAUCCGAACUGCCCGGCCGCGUGGCGAAUCCUACAGUUUCUGCCGAGACUGACACUUAG